Molecule: messenger RNA, 423 nt
Organism: Ostertagia ostertagi
Lineage: Eukaryota; Metazoa; Nematoda; Chromadorea; Rhabditida; Trichostrongylidae
Source: the annotation of a GenBank genome assembly
AUGCUGAAGAAUGUGAACAGUAACAUGUGGAUCCAAAAUAUCCGUCUCAGUCUUAUGACGCUUGUGUUCGCCACCUUCACAAUGUGGACGUCGGACGGCCAGAAGAUAAUGGAAAAGGGGAUUUUUCAAGGAUGGACGAGUUUGGUUUGGACCAUGACCAUCGCAGCUGCUACAAGUGGGAUUGUGGUUUCAGCAGUCAUGAAGUACGCAGACAAUGUGAAAAAGACUUACUGUCAAACCUUGGCCAUAGGUCUAACGGCGGUCACCUCAAUUGGUCUUGGAGAACGAAAUUUCAGCUGGUCGCUUACGGCGGGAGUAAUUUUGGUGGUGACCUCCAUAGCCAUCUAUGCCUUUUAUCCGCCAUCCCCUCGGCCGCUGAUGACCUUAUCCGACUCGAAAGGGCAAAAUGCUGAUCUUGUUUAG